This is a messenger RNA of Thamnophis elegans (Western terrestrial garter snake), 1645 nucleotides long. RefSeq names its product lin-28 homolog B (gene LIN28B). The record is from RefSeq and is a predicted model, not a curated record. Bases 215 to 1000 code for a protein of 261 amino acids. NCBI's taxonomy places the organism in Eukaryota, Metazoa, Chordata, Lepidosauria, Squamata, Natricidae. The transcript is spliced from 4 exons. Gene Ontology annotation, molecular function: nucleic acid binding; zinc ion binding.
GAUGGGCUGUUCCAAGCGGUUGUGCAAUCGCCUUCUUCCCUCGGCUCGGUCGCCCCCCUCCCUCCCCGCCCCUCCUCGCUCGCUCCCUCCCUCCCUCCCUCGCCAGCCGAGAGUCAUUCGCCUGCGAAUUCCUCUGGGGAGGGAUGGGAUCGGUGCUCAACCAGCAGUAUCCAAGUAAAGUAUCGUUUUCUGGGGUGGUUUAUGUGGCUGAAAGAUGGAGUUAAAGGGCAGGAUCGCACCGGGGGCGCGUAAAAGUGGAGAUGAACCCGGGAAAUUACCGGAACAAGAAGAGGAAGAAGAAGAGGAGGAGGAGGAAUCCCAGGUUUUGCACGGAACAGGCCAUUGCAAGUGGUUUAAUGUGAGAAUGGGAUUCGGAUUUAUUUCCAUGCUCAACCGCGAGGGAAGCCCUUUGGAGUCUCCUGUUGAUGUCUUUGUACACCAAAGCAAGCUUUACAUGGAAGGAUUUAGAAGCCUAAAAGAAGGAGAACCAGUGGAAUUUACUUUUAAGAAAUCCUCGAAAGGCCUUGAAUCAAUACGGGUAACAGGUCCAGGUGGGAGUCCCUGUUUAGGAAGUGAGAGACGACCCAAAGGAAAAACAGUACAGAAAAGAAAGCCAAAGGGAGAUAGAUGCUACAAUUGUGGUGGCUUCGAUCAUCAUGCUAAGGAAUGUAUUCUACCUCCACAGCCAAAGAAGUGCCAUUACUGUCAGAGCAUCAUGCACAUGGUGGCAAACUGUCCGCUUAAAACUGUUCCACAGCAGCCCACGAGUUACCAGGGAAGAUAUGAAGCUGAUACCCAGCCCUCCACAUCAGCCUUCCUGAGGGAAGGAGGGGGAGGAGCCUAUGGUUACACUUCUCCAUCCUAUUCUCUGGAAGGAAGACCAGAUAUCUUACCGCCUUCAGGAAAGUCACCUCAAGAAGCUGCUUCAAGUAAGUUUUCUCCGUCACCUGAAGAGCAAAGCCGGAAGGGACCGUCAGUUCAAAAAAGGAAAAAGACUUAAAAAGCUUUGUCACCGCCUUUCAUUACCUCUUGGGACGUCUACCUCAUUCAAGCACAAGGAGAAUUAAAUCUCAUGUAUUAUCCUGCAACAAACCUCAAAUUUUAACUACUGUUGUGGACCAGAGGUCUUUUGAAAACAAAAAAGCCAAAGCAAACCAGUCACUCCAAGUGAAUUUCAGAUGAGUUUAAUGGCCAAUGGGUUUCUAAACAGUUUGGGCAUCAGGAUCUCAUAUGAUUUUUAAGCUUAGCCUAAAUUAUUGUUGGGCAUAUGUUCUUUGCGUCUUUCUCUCUUUUCCAGAGCAGCCCUGUAGAAUUAUGGAAGAUUAUGCUUCCUUAGCUGCUUGAUGUGGUUUAUCUUAACCAUGUCUUGUUUUUUUUUGGAGGGGGGGGGGUCAGUCAUAGUAUUUGUUAAUUCUAAACAGCGAUUAAUAAGAAAUGGAAGUGAGGUUUUUUUUUAAAUUUCUUCACAGCCAUCCAAGGGCUGUGAAGCAGCACAUAUACCCACUGUGCACAGAAACUCAUUCCUGUCACAAUAAACCAUCUGAUAUUUUGAUGUACAGACUAACCCAUUGCCUAAAUGUAUACAUUAAACCAGUGUUUCUCAACCUGGUCAACUUGAAGAUGUCUGGACUUCAACUCCCAGAAU